UGUAUAAUGACGUCAUUCAUCAAUAUAAACAUGGCAGCCCUCAAUGUUUUGGUUUGUGAAAAAUGGAAUAGUUAAAGAGCAGCAUGGAGCUUUGAAUGGGCGGGGCUCAUGGGUGAUCAUGAUGACAGAAAAAGAAAAGUGGGCGUGUGAGUACUGCACCUAUGAGAACUACCCUGUCACCACUCGAUGCACGCUAUGCCACGCCCACAGACCGCCAAGCUUCAUCACAGAUAGACAUAAUGAGGAACAGGACAUUUACAAAAUGGCCGCCACCAUGGGCCAGAAUAAGGAGGGAAACAUGAGUAAUCUGUCAUCAGGAUCCAGUAGUGCUAGCUACGACCCUGCCAAUAAAUGGGCAUGUACAUCUUGUACGUUUCUCAACUGGCCCAAAACCACAAAGUGUUCUCAGUGCUUGACACCCAGAACCCGUCCUUCCGGUAGUCUUAGUCCUACCACAGACCGAUCUCCACCUAUCACACCAUCAGGAGCAAAUGCAGCAGAGAGUCAAAGAGCUCGACGGAAGACCACUCAAAAUAAAGAGUUUCCCUCAUCACCAAAGGCAGCUAAAGCCAUCAAUACUAAUGAUAUUAAUAAUAAAACCCUUGCCACCUGUUAUGCAAAGGUAAAAUGGACAUGUAAAAUAUGCACAUAUGAAAAUUGGCCAAAGUCGGCUAGAUGUGUUAUGUGUGGUUUGUUGAGGGGAAGAACAUCGCCUGAGAUAACCUCCAUGGCAACAGCUUUGGAAAACAAUACUAGUACAUCAAAAAUAUCAGGGUCCACACUCCAGCAAUCAAGUGUAAUAACAAAACAGACAGUGUCGCCAACGAGCAGCCUAGCAGCUGGUACCUCUGGACGAGAUCUAGGGGCUCGGUCGCCAGAUAUAGGCACAGCAUGCUCAUCAGCAGGGUUACAUGUUCAGGAGGAAAAGAGAGAAACUGAACGCAAACUUAAACAAAUUAGAAAUUGCAUGCAAGAAGACGAUUGGUUGUGGCUAAGUGCAUGUAAUGGCGUUGUCAACGGUGAUUCUCGGCCUGUGGAGACGUUUGUAAGCUCAGGAGGAGAUCCCGCAAGACAACUAACACAGGAGGAGGUAACUCUGCUCAACAGACCAAGUGCUUUUGAAGUAGGUUAUACUUUAGUUCAUCUUGCCAUCAGGUUUCGUCGUGAAGACAUGCUGGCAGCUUUGCUCACCAGCACUGAAGCCCCUUCAAAGGCUGUUAAACGACUUCCGUCUCAUCUUAGUGCUGAUUUAGCCUCCGAAAUUCGGCGUGAAAUAUUGGCCAUGCUGCGACAAAGAAAGGGGGAGUUCCCAUGCCAGUUUUUGACUGAUUGUGUCACAUUUGCCAUACCAACAGGUGUUCGAGACUUGCCAAACACUGUUCAGAGUCAACUGUUUGAUGAAAUCAUGGAUGGAGAUGUUCAAAAAGAACUAGAGGACGAGUAUGUUAUGAACUGGAGCGUUGAGCUAACAGACAGAUUAGGCAGUCGUCUGUAUGCUCUGUGGAACAGAACUGCUGGUGACUGUCUCCUUGAUUCCAUCCUUCAGUCCACAUGGGGCAUUUUUGACUCUGACAACACUCUGAGGAAAGCCAUGUCGGACAGCCUCAGUGAUGCAGCCAUGAUGUUCUAUCCUCGCUGGAAAGAGUAUGAGGCGAUGCAUGCCGAGAUGCUUCACUUCACGCUUGACGAGGCUCAGUGGCAGAAUGACUGGGCAGACAUUCUCAGUAUUGCUUGUACUCCAGGUGCUUCUUUGGAACAAAUCCACAUUUUUGCCAUAGCUCACAUUCUCAGGAGGCCGGUAAUAGUGUACGGCGUUAAGUAUGUUAAAAGUUUUCGUGGAGAAACUAUUGGACUAGCACGAUUCCAAGGUGUAUACCUGCCUUUACUGUGGGAGAGAGGGUUCUGUUGGAAAUCUCCCGUCACUCUGUCCUACACACGCGGACACUUCUCAGCCCUUGUUCCUAUGGAAAUGAACACUGGUGAUGUCAUCGGGGCUGGUGCAGUUGUUGAGAACUCCGAAGAGGAGCAGGUGGCUUACCUCCCUUUGGUUGAUGUAGAAGGGAAACUACUUCCUGUACAUUUCUUAAGGACAUCAGAGGUAGGUCGAGAAGAACCUCUAUUACGGGAGUGGCUUGAUGUCUCCGUUACAAAGGGCGGUAGUCUAGUAGCCCUUCAGAAAAUAGGAAAGCGUCCACUACUGGUCAAGCGGAUGUUGGAGGACUGGGUUGACCAUUAUCGCCAACUGUCACACUCGGUUGUACCCUCAGGAACUCCAGCUAGUCUGGCCGGUCAGAACUUUUCCAGUGAUGGGGAAAGUGAUCAGGAAUAGUCUUUCAUUUUUUAAUACCAAAUUUUACCAUUUGUUGGAUUUUUUUUCACAUACCUUUCAUUUCCCAUUUAACCAACUUGUUGUUGUUAGAACAUAAGAUGAAGUAGCCAUGUCAGAUUCAAUUCUAAAGUCACUGAAGUGUUCCAGUUACACAUAUCAGUAUUUCUGUUGUUGUUUGUAAAAUCUGCAAUUGACAAAUCAUCAAAAUGUACAAUUUACUACUAGAUUUUUAAAUGGUUUCAUUUCCUAGAUAUUUCUUUGCAAAAUUCAUUCCCAUUUUCAAUUUCAAGAGUAAUUAUGAACUUGUUCUUCAUAUAUCCCAGCACCGAAUCAUGAAUCACUUGUAUUUGUAAGUACCAUGGCGUACUAUAAGUUUACAUAGCUUGAUGGAAUUAGUCCUUAAUGAUAGGGGGGGGGUUAACUUAUUUCAUUCAGUAUUUCACAGUUAUCAUUCCUAUGUAAGCACGGCUAUAGUGUUAGUAUAUUAGCAUUAUGUGCUCUGUAGCGAGUCUAAGUAUCAUACAAGAAGUAGCUACAUUGAAAAAACACCCUAAUGUUAAUGGCACACAAAUUACAAAAAGGAAAAAUAAAAUCACAAAACUGUGAAGAAUAUUAAAAUUGACUUAAUAUUGAAUUUAAUAUUGGAAAGAUCAGAAAUACAAGUAUUUUGUUUGUGUCUACAUUCUGGAUUCCUAAUCAAGGAAGACAGUAUGCCUGUUGUAUGUGGUGAAGUAAUCAGUCGAUUAAUAGUACCACAAAUGGUUUAGCCUGUAAUCAUCAUUCUCCUGGUGACCCGUACAUAUAGUCAAAAACUUUAUUCAGGGCCUGCCUUCAGGACAUCCAGUAUCAUUUUUCAAUUUCUUCAUUAGCUUUUUACUACUGUAACAGUACAUAUAACUAAGCAUUCAUUUUUUUAUACAGGUGGUUUCUUAAAAACACAAGUUCAGGUAAUUAACUUGGUUAGAUUGCUGUUAGGAGUUGUAUAGUACAGAUGUUCUUAUGAACAAGUUUGAAUGAAUACAUGUUCAUACAUAACAAGAAAAGAAAUACUUAUUAGUUUACAUUGCUCAAAUUACUGAAUAUUUAUAGUAUCCUGUGCCAUGAUAUUAGAUAUUGAAACACUGCCCAUUAGAGUUUAGAUAGACACUUUUAUAUACUGUAUAUAAACUGUAACUAUGUAACCCGAAAAUCUAUCAUCUUAAAAAAACUCUAUCAUACUACAAAAAUCUAUCAUCUUAAAUGCAAAUCUGAAGUGAUCUCAUGUUUUAGUUGAUAUUGUGAAGGUUAUUUUAUUGCAAAUUUUCACUGAUUUGAA
Messenger RNA from Pecten maximus, 3644 nucleotides. RefSeq names its product ubiquitin thioesterase ZRANB1-like. Gene Ontology annotation, cellular component: cytoplasm; nucleus. Gene Ontology annotation, molecular function: K63-linked polyubiquitin modification-dependent protein binding; cysteine-type deubiquitinase activity. The transcript has 8 exons. Lineage: Eukaryota; Metazoa; Mollusca; Bivalvia; Pectinida; Pectinidae. The record is from RefSeq and is a predicted model, not a curated record. Gene Ontology annotation, biological process: cytoskeleton organization; protein K33-linked deubiquitination; protein deubiquitination involved in ubiquitin-dependent protein catabolic process. Bases 44 to 2329 code for a protein of 761 amino acids.